UGACGCAAAACGCCGCUGACCAAUCGCAGCUUGCGAUCCAGUCCCGCAACAGGCUCCCGCCAAUUCUGAGCGGGGAACGCGAGGGAGUCCGACCGGGGAAGAGACGGGAACGACGGGACCGGGAUUACACACGAAAAAAACACAAUUUACAACUCUAAAACUAACAGAAACCCAGCUAAUUCGCCGUUGACACGUUAAUGUUAUACCUGGAAAAGACGUGGAGUCGAUGACUAGCCUCAAGGAGUUGUGUACGAAGUCCAAAAAAGCGCUCCCCGUUUCCGUUUAACGUUUCCAGCGCGAGGACAGCGCGAGCGCGGAUGGUGGUCGUGAUGCUCGCGGCCGAAGAGCCUUUGGCCUCCACACCACGAAGAGGCAUGGAUUGUGUGGGCAAAGCUAACGCCAGCAAGAAGCUUGUUCAAGCACGUCUACCUUUCAAAAGGCUCAACCCAGAACCCAAGGAAUGCAAUGAGCCCAAAAGAACCAAAGGUCCGGUUGCCCCCAAGUCUUCUGAACCCAGUGCGUCAGAUGGAGAAAAUGAUAUGGACAACUCCUCCACCCCACUGCAUCACGGCCCAGCUCUGGUAAAUGGCCGCGGACCACUUGAUUGCUUCAUGAGCAGGCAGAAGCGUUCCCCGGUCCGCUCUGGCCCUGAAGCCACAAUCGACCUAACUGAAGACUCAAAUGAUGCUGUCAAACAGCAGCCUGCACCUCCAGUUGCUACCACCUGCCCCCUUAGUGAAGAAACAAUAAAGAAUGCAGAACAUGCCACAAAAUCUACAGAACCAACGGUGCCACUGACAAAUAAAGAGACGGAGAAGGACGAAGACGCCCUGGACAUCACUCGGGAUUCUGACACUGAGGAAGAGGAGCAGCAGGAGGAGACUGAAGUCAGUCACGGGAGUGAGUCUGUGCUGUCGACCGGCUCUACCAGCUCCCUCUCAGUGGUAGAGAGCUCACCAGAGCCCAGCAAGAGCGCUCCCACCACCCCUGCCUCUGCGUCACAGAUUGAUGCAGCUAGUAAAAUGAAGAGAAGACCCCUUAAGAGUGUCCAAGAGCAGGAAGAGAAGCGGCGACAAAAGGAAGAGAAAGAGCGCCAGAAAGAGGAGGCCAAAGCUGCCAAGGAGAGGAAGAAAGAGGAGGCCCGCAAACUAAAGGAAGAGAAGGAGAGGGAGAAGAAAGAAAAGAAGGAGAAAGAUGAAAAAGAGCGGCGGGAGAAAAAGGAGAGGGAGGAGAAAGAAAAGGCAGAGAAACUAAGAGCUAAAGAAGAGCAGCGGCAAAUGAAAAUUGAAGCCAAACUGGAAGAGAAAAGGAAGAAAGAGGAGGAAAAACGGUUGAAGGAAGAGAAAGAACGAAUCAAAGCUGAGAAGGCUGAGAUUACUCGGUUUCUACAGAAGGCCAAGACACAGUUGGCACCAAAGAUUCUGGCGUCUGCCUGUGGGAAGUUUGCUCCUUUUGAGAUUAAAGCGAACAUGUCUCUAGCUCCACUGACUCGAGUACAGUGUGAAGACGCUGUUCUAGAGGAACUGGACCGUUAUCUUGCCCAACCUGACAGCACUCUAGAUGGACUGAAGGACUGGACUAGGCACAAACCUCGCAGUUCAGGCCCAACCAGGCCCAGUCACAGUGCAGUAAGAGAUUGUGUGGUCAUAACUGACAGCCAGAAGGCAGAUGGCGUCCCAGACCGUCACCGUUAUGGUCGCAUGAAACUCCUGCAGUUCCAUGACAACUAUCGUCCAGCUUACUGGGGGACCUGGUGCAAAAAGAGCACUCACAUCUCUUCACGCUGCCCACUUAGACAGGACAAGGAGUUGCUGGAUUAUGAGGUGGACAGUGAUGAAGAGUGGGAGGAAGAGGAGCCAGGAGAGUCUCUGUCACACAGUGAGGGGGAUGAUGACGAUGAAGGAGGAGAUGAUGACGACGAUGAUGAUGGGUUCUUUGUGCCCCACGGUUAUCUGUCUGAAGGGGAAGGAGCACUUGAGGAAGACGAGGAGGGUGGAGAUCCAGAGAAGCAGAAGGUGCGUCAGAGGAUGAAAGCUCGUGAAUGGGAGAAUGAGCUGAUGUCUAAAGGGAAGGUGAAGGUGUUGGAGAGAGUGGUGCGUGGCUGCCUGUGGGAUGGGGAAGGGCCUGCACCAGACCUGCUGCAACCGUACGCUAUCUGCAUGCUUGAGCCUUUACACAGAGAUGAGUCCUGUACCCCUGAACAGGACCUCUCACGCAAACAGAGGAACAAGAAACUGCUGUCACAGCUGCUGCCCUUGCUGCAUGGGAAUGUGAACAGCAGUAAGGUCAUAAUCAACGAGUUCCUGGAGUUCUGUCGCCAGCAAACAUCCUCACCCACAGAAAGCCCUAUGAGUUUUACUGACAACGUCCCAGCCAGGAUCCACGUCAGGCGUAUCAUAAAGGAGCACGCCGUGUACAAAAAGCGCUCCACUUACAGACGAUGCUGCUGGUACGUGCAUCCGGAAGUUCUGGCCCAUCAUUCUCAGGAGGCCUUGCCCGUUCCCUGCCAGUGGACCUACCUCACCUCCGGCGCUCAGAUCACCCGCGACGAGCACACCGGCUCACAGGGAAACUCGCCCACCAUGUCCAGCUCCUCCACACCCUCCAACAAGAGGAAAAGCGCCAGCAGCCACUCCAUCACGAAGUACAUGAAGAAAUGUGGCGACUCCGAACAGACUGAGGCCAUGGAGACCGAUGGCUUCCAAGCGGACACUGAAGAUGAUGAAGACGAUGAUUGCAUCAUCAUUGGGGAACAAUCUGGAUCCUCUGAACAGGAUGCAAACACAUCCUUGCAACAAACCGAGGGAGAAACAGAGGCCAUGGACACGAAUGCAUCCGAAACUGCUGCUCUUGCCCUACCCUGCCUCACCCCAGCCACCGCCUGAGAUCUGACCCCUUCCUGUUGGGUUUGCAUGCAUGUGAACCAGACGCUCAAAAUCUGAUCUACAGUUCGAAGGAUCACACAGUAUUAAAGGUCCCCAGAAUGAAUCAUUUGUCUCCUCUUCUUUAAGUGGAGGUCUCUUAGAUGAUGUACCAUUCUUCUUCAUCGGUGAGGUCCUUUUUGAAAGCUCUGCUGGUACAUUCAUCAGCUCUGACACCAAUCAGGCUGAUGCUCUCUGCUGGGCUCAGUGCUCGGCACCUUGUUUUAAAUCCUUUAUUUUUUUUUCCAUUCAGAAUACUUGAACUGGUGGUGUAUGUCUUUCAAAAAUAAUGACAAUUGAAAUAUAUUGCACUUUUAUAUUCCAUUUCUGUUUCUUUCUUUCUUCCACCCCCAUCGUAACUUCUUUAGUCGACCAGAAGUCUUUCCCUUGUUUUCUUUUCCAAGAAGCUUUGUAUAAAAACAGCAUUGCAUUGCCCAGGCUGCCAUACGCGGUGUAAAUACUAUUUUUGCUUUUUUUGAAAAAUGGUGUAGAAACUGAAAUAGUAGGUGGCCGUCCAAUAUGGGGAAAAAACAGCAGCAUUGGCGUUUCUUUUGGCAAAGUGUUUUCUUAAUUGUCUCGAAUAAACUGCGCCGUAGUUUGCAGUUGUAAUGGGUUUCCUACAAAGCUUGUUUAAAUAAAGCAUUAUUUAAAAAUGAACAACUUUUAAUAUGCUGUUAACAGCGUU
Molecule: messenger RNA, 3606 nt
Organism: Onychostoma macrolepis
Lineage: Eukaryota; Metazoa; Chordata; Actinopteri; Cypriniformes; Cyprinidae
Gene: chaf1a
Product: chromatin assembly factor 1, subunit A (p150)
Exons: 16
Coding region: 318-2885 (855 amino acids)
Biological process (GO): nucleosome assembly
Cellular component (GO): nucleus; CAF-1 complex
Source: RefSeq, a predicted model, not a curated record